AUGAUUCCUAAUGAGGUCUGUUGGGGUACAUCACAAUUUCGGGCACUCUCCCUACUUCCCUUCAAGUUUUCAGCGUAUUCAAGUGUUCUCUUGACUCGACUCCUCUUGUUAAAAUGUUCCAACUCCUUUCUUAACUCUACGAUUUGGGUCACCUCUUUUGCUCGACUCUCCCCCGGCUCCGCCCGUAGUGAGAUUGGUCUCUCAGCAUUGACCAUGUUUCUUGUUGAUACCAUGAGCUUCGUCAAUCCGAUAAGGGGAGAUCACGGGGUACCUACAGAAGAUACUCUGACGCUAUUUAUACCAUUUAAGUUGGGUUUCUUACUUGAUGGGCCUUUGUCGAGGCCUUGUGAUUGA
Sphenostylis stenocarpa is the source of this 354-nucleotide messenger RNA. NCBI's taxonomy places the organism in Eukaryota, Viridiplantae, Streptophyta, Magnoliopsida, Fabales, Fabaceae. The record is from the annotation of a GenBank genome assembly.